Molecule: messenger RNA, 3701 nt
Organism: Talpa occidentalis (Iberian mole)
Lineage: Eukaryota; Metazoa; Chordata; Mammalia; Eulipotyphla; Talpidae
Gene: REXO4
Product: REX4 homolog, 3'-5' exonuclease
Exons: 8
Coding region: 84-1199 (371 amino acids)
Biological process (GO): DNA catabolic process; rRNA processing
Cellular component (GO): nucleus
Molecular function (GO): nucleic acid binding; 3'-5' exonuclease activity
Source: RefSeq, a predicted model, not a curated record
GGAGGCCUCACCGUGGACCCAGAAAAUCCCCACGGCAAUCCCAGUACCUGGCCACAUGCGGAUCUGGGCUGCGGUGAUCAGCCAUGCUGGGGUUUGCAUACCAGGGAGACAAGCUCAAAGAGCCUCCUCCCCCCUCACCUCCCCAGCUGCUGAAACAAAAGUCACAAGUCCUAGAAAAGCCUCUCGUUGACUCCCAGAUGGAUCCCACAAAGCAGCCCAAAGUUGCCCAGCACAACAGAAGGGUCUCAGGUAAAGCGAAAAGAGAGGAAGUGGAAUCAGAAGACCCAGAGCAGGCUGCCCACAGGGGCUCAGCUCCUCCAGGAUCCCUGCCGAGCAGGAAGGGGCCGGCACUUCCCAUCCAGGCCAACGGAGCCACGCACAAUGAGCCGGGAGUCCAGAAAAGGGCAGACAGCAGCCUUUCUGCAAAACGAGGUGACAUCAAGCACAAAAAAAGGAAAACUAAGGAGGCUCCUGCAGCCCCGGCUCCGGCCCCACCUAUUGAGGACGCCAUCUGGUUUGACGACGUGGACCCAGAAGACAUCGAGGCGGCCAUAGGCCCAGAGGCCGCCGAGGUGGCCAGAAGGCAGCUGGGCCAGAGCCAGCGCCAACGCGGCGUGACGCUGGUGAAGGAGCAGGCCUUCGGCGGCCUGACGAAAGCCCUAGCCCUGGACUGCGAGAUGGUGGGCGUGGGCCCCAAGGGGGAGGAGAGCGUGGCAGCCCGCGUGUCUCUCGUGAACCAGUUCGGGAAGUGCGUGUACGACAAGUUCGUCCGGCCGACCCAGCCGGUGACAGACUACAGGACGGCGGUCAGCGGGAUCCGGCCAGAGCACCUCGGGCAGGGGGAAGAGUUCGAUGUCGUGCAGAAGGAGGUGGCGGGCUUGCUGCGGGGCCGGAUCCUCGUGGGCCACGCGCUGCACAACGACCUGAAGGUACUGCUUCUCGAUCACCCAAAAAAGAAGAUACGGGACACCCAGAAAUAUAAACCUUUCAAGAGCCAAGUGAAGAGUGGAAGGCCGUCUCUGAAGCUGCUUGCCAAGAAGAUCCUGGGGGUCGGCGUGCAGGAGGCGGAGCACUGUUCGAUCCAGGACGCCCAGGCCGCAAUGAGGCUGUACGUCACCGUCAAGAAGGAGUGGGAGAACACUGCCCGAGACAGGCGCCCCGCUGCGGCCGCUCCCCGCAACAGCAGAAACGACGCCUAGGGGGACCCACUGCUACCGUCCCCCACCUCCAGGCAGUGUCUCUACUCGCAAGCAGCUGUGACCAGAUGUGUCCCUUGGAAGACAUUCUUUGUCCCAGGAGGCGACAGGCAAAAGCUGCUUCCUGGGUCACGCAGCAGGAGCCUGGGGGCUGCUGGAACACUCUGCCCCUCCCGGUUUAGAGACAAAACCUGUCCGGCCAGGGGUGGGGCGCGCGGGCCAGGUGUAGGGGGGUGUUGGCCAGGAGGUGGGCACGGAACUGAAGCGAGAGCUCCUGGUCAGGCCUCAGCACAGGACGCUCAUCAGGCUGUGCGGACAGAGUGGUCACUGCUGCCAUGGGGCCUCGGGGACUCGCUGGGUGCCGGGCGGGGAGACUUGGGCCCAGUGGGUCUCGCUUUCCCGUAAGGGGACAUUAACGGUCUCCGGCCCUUGGCAGUGAAGCCAACUCCAAGAGCUUUCCGUGGCUGCCUUCGGGCUGAGGAGGGUCUUUCUUGUCCCUCCUUCACCAGCCUCCCCCCAAACCCCCAAACUUGAGGUCACAGCCCACAGCAUGGCCUUGGGCGGCUCAGGCUACCAGCCUGCCACAAUUGUUGUACCUGUCCCUUGUCCCUGCCUGGAGGGACUCAGGCUGUUGCAGCCUGGGAAACUGGCUCCCAUGGGCCCCGGGUGGCCGUGGCCUCGGCCUCCGCCUGGACCCCAGCCAGGCUCGAGUGUGGGGAGCCGGCAGCACCGAGCGGCUGGACAGACCCGCGGAUAUCACUGAACAACGUGUGCAGGCUUUUAAUUCAAUUCAGACAGUACGUGGGCUCCGUGUCUGUCUUCACCAGAACAUUCUGAGGAUCAGUUUGACUGCGUGCUGCUCCUGGCAUAGGCUCCCGGGUGGCGCACCCCAGGUCAGCCAGGGCCCUCUCCCGACACCCCGUUAGGAAAGGCUGAGAGUGGAGCCAGAGCAGGGAGGGCUACUGGCCUGAAACACGUCUGUCUACGAGGGGAGAGGCCCUUCCCCGCCGACACGGACCGCACAGGGGGGCUCAGCUGCCCUCAGUGCCCGGAGGGCCUCUUCUGCAUAGGAGACCAGCUUCUGAGAGGGGAGAUGGGGUCAUGCCUCCGAGGCCAGUGGGCCCCAAGCUUUCUGAAAGGGUGUGAUCACCCUCCCCUUGGGGUGGUUACAGCUCAGGGAAAGCCCCACAUGGCCCCGGGCAGGUCCAACAGAGGCUGGGGCCGCCCCACUCACCAAGCUAGAGGCAAAGCGCCCCUUCAUUUCCAGGACCAGGGGCUCCAUGCCGCCAGACAUCAUCUCCCAUGCAAUCUCCUCUGCGGGGGGAGCAAGCAGAGGCACCUCAGGCCUGCCUCAGCUCCCCAAGCCCUGCACCCCCACAUGCCAGCCUUGGGAGGGGCUCACUGUAGGCCGCCAGCUGGGCCAGCAGCAUGCAGAUGUUUUCCGCCACCUCUGGGUCGUCCCUGUGGACCUGGUAGGUCCCUGCGAUGAGUGCCAGGCCGCUGCCAGCCUCUCCGGGCAGCACCAUCUGGAAGGCUGCCAGCUCUGGGGGGUGGGGGGAAAGGGGGCCCUGCUGCUGCUGUGCCUUCAGCCCCCAGGAAGUAGGGGCUCUGUGGGUGCCAUUCCAUUGAGCCUAAACCCUCCUGAGCGCCCUGACUGUGCCCCGGGGAGGGAGUGCCCUGUCCCUCCAGCACACGGCUGAGGCUCCCACCAAGAGCUGGGCCUGGCCUGGGGGUGCAGUGCCUGCAGGGAGGGCCAGGGUGCCCUUGGGCUGGCAGGAGCAGUGAGGCCUGCCUGUGGCAUGGUCAGACUCCUUGGGUGGUGUCGCUGAGGGCAGGUGGCAAGGCCACAGUUUCACUUCCUGGCCCUGGCCCUACUCCCUUGGUUCUGACUGCCCUCAGGGUCUGCCUACCUCCUGCCUCUCACAGACCUGUUUUGGGGGGUCACAAGGGCAGAGUUCCACCUGAGGAAGUCCCUCUGCUCUUUGGCGCCUGUCUUCUGGGUCUGUCGACCCCCCCAUUCCAGGCAGAGGAGCAAACAGGCCAGGUCCAUUGGCUUUCCUGCCCAGGCCCAGUUGAGUGCCCCAUCCUGGAGCUCAGAGAUGACCUCAAGGGAACUGCACCCCUGCCCAGCAACCACCUUGGUUCCCACAGGUCCCCACUGGGUGAUGGGCUGGCCCCGGGCCUGGCUGAGCUCCGCCUUUGGCCAGACCUGUGCAGACUGGCUGUGGGUUCCGGGACACAUGUCGCCUCAAAUAAAACAAGUGUCCCGGGACCUCCCUGGUGGCGCAGCGGUUAAGCGCUGGGCUGCGAAGCUGCCCGCAGCCUCUGCAGCACCGAUUUGAUCCCCGGCCACCAGCGAGGGUCCCACAUGGCGCGCAGACCUCUCCUGCCGUGCCCGCUGCUCCCCUCAGCAGAGUACUUCGUCAGUCUGCCUGUUCUGUUCCCCGCUCUGGCUCUGGUGAAUUCUCUCACCUCUGGCCUGUACCCAGUGCUUGUAUAAAUAAA